ACAGCUGCAGUUUUGUUCUGUGUGGAGUAUUUAAGUAAAACAACAAAUCUGUGUCUCUGUUCUUCAGGUGUGUUUGCUGAUACAGUUACAGUGAAGUCAGUGUCAGUGCUGGAGGGAGAUUCAGUCACUCUUCACUCUGGUGUGACUGCUAUAACAGAUGUAGAACAGAUUCUGUGGAGGUUUGGAUCUGAAAACACUUUAAUAGCUGAAAUUGAUGUACUGGCCGGCAUCGUCACUGUACCUGAUAAUGUUCUUGGUGGGAGAUUCAGAGACAGACUGAAGCUGGAUCAUAAAACUGGAUCUCUGAUCAUCACAAACACCAGAACUGAACACACUGGAGACUAUCAAUUACAGACCAGCAGUGUGAGGAAGAGAUUCACUCUCACUGUCUACGCUCGUCUUCCUGUUCCUGUCAUCAUCAGUAACUCUUCACAAUGUUCUUCUUCAUCAUCAUCAUCAUCAUCUUCAUCACAGCAGAAUUGUUCACUGGUGUGUUCAGUGGUGAAUGUGGGUCAUGUGACUCUCUCCUGGUACAAAGGAAACAGUUUAUUGUCCAGCAUCAGUGUGUCUGAUCUCAGCAUCAGUCUCUCUCUACCUCUGGAGGUGGAAUAUCAGGAGAAAAACAGCUACAGCUGUGUGAUCAACAAUCCCAUCACAAACCAGACCACACAUCUCAACAUCACUCAGCUCUGUCAACGAUGUUCAGAUGUACACAUCCAUAGCUGUGAUACAGUUGAAGCUGUGAUGCGAUUGGUCGUCACUGCUCUGAUGGGCGUGGCUUCUGCAGCUGCUGCUGUUCUUCUGGUCAAUGACGUCAGAUCUGCUAGAGGAUAAAAGAAAACAGAGCUGUUUUAGUUUUAAUUGUAAAGAUUAAAAUAUGUGUGGUUUAAUUAUUUAGUGAUGUUAUAAUGAAACUUUGCUUACCAAUGCUUUCAUCUGAACCAAUCUGGAAAAUGUUUAUUACCUAAAUCUUGUGUAUUAGGGCCAUCUGGUGGCCAAAAUGAUAUAAAUAUUCUUAAAUGUUUCAUUUUAUUAUUUUUACAAUUCCUAAUUACACUUUUAAUAUGAAUAAACUUCUUAAUAUA
Carassius auratus (goldfish) is the source of this 1085-nucleotide messenger RNA. Its product is annotated as CD48 antigen-like. The transcript is spliced from 3 exons. NCBI's taxonomy places the organism in Eukaryota, Metazoa, Chordata, Actinopteri, Cypriniformes, Cyprinidae. The record is from RefSeq and is a predicted model, not a curated record. The annotation marks the transcript as partial.